AUGGUGAAUGAAAAAUCUAGUUGUACAAAUACGGGGAGGAGUAAGGAAGAGCCGCACCAUUCCUCACCAACUGAGCGUGGUAACUCACUGAGGAGAGAAAGACAAGAGGGAACAUACAGAGCUCAAGGUAAGCUGGAGAACUGUUGGGUGAUAUUGAGAAAGAUGAUUGCUUGCAACUUUAGUGAGUGGGGUUUAUCUUAAUUGCAUCAUGGGCUGAAUUUUGUCAUAUUUGUUUGGCAUUUGUCCUAAAAGCAGCACCUUAAAGCUGGGUCAUGGAGCUUUGCCCUUUGUACAGUAAGAAGGUCGAAGCACAUCCUUCAAAGCAGGUGUGCCGACUUUGACUUUGAAGCAUCCCAGCCGUGGCAAAAGCUUGGCCUGCUCUUAAUGAGUUCCAGACAAACUCGAAGUGCAUCAAGAAUUUAUACGAGUACCAGAUGGCAGCUGAAAGGAGUCAAGUAGACACUUAAGUGAUUUCAAUUUGUUGCUCUUGCCUUAUCUUUGUUUGUAUCAGCUGUACAUUGUAAAUGGAUGACACUCAUGCUGAUUAACAGUUUUCCAAAGAUGUCUUAGUGGCUGCCAUGCAACACAAUGUCUGGAGCAUCAAGAGAAGCUUGCACUUACGGUUCUCGCCCAAGAACCUGAAGUGUGUGGACAGGAUUGUGUGCAACCUGUUGCAUCAGCCAGUAGUUAGUAACCUGGCAUCUGCACCAACAGCGGGGAAAAUCAAUUAUCUUCAAGUUCUUGUGUUCAAAAUGAGGUUAAAAUGUGGUACGCUCAUGUUUUGCAUGAUCAGUUUUUUCAGCACUAAAAACCAAAGUAAGCUGACGGAGAGAUGUAGUGGGAUUAGCCAUACAGGUUGCAAUCAAAGCCGGAUGAGCAGUCUGGAACUCACAACUGACAUGCAAAGUCUUAAAGUCUGAGCUUGAUGUUUGCCUUAAUGCAAUUAAAGUUGACCCAGCUCUGCAUCCUGUUGUUGGAGCUGUACAUGUGAUCGUUAGGCAAUUCAAAUCCCGGGCAUUGCUGUCUGUCUGAUCUGUCAGCAGCUAAUAACUGAUUUGAACUGUAGUGGCAUCAGUGCACAGGUAAGCAACAUCGAUUUUAGCCAUGUGGUUUGUGUAUAUGAUUUUGCAUUGGGCCUUAACAAGUCCAUCAUAGAAUGACAAUCUUGGAGAAAAAGAUAUAGGUUCCUUGAUGUAAUCAAUAAUAUAGGUCAUCACUUCCAGUGUGGUCUUAAUUCCCCAAAGUCCUCAAUCCUUUGCAAAUUCUUACAUCUUCACUGAUCCUCUUUACUUUGGGUGUCUAUCGCAUUAGGAUGUCAGUUUGCCCUACUCUUGUCUUAUCUGUCUGACACUUCGUCAAGUAGUUGUCUUUAAUCAUGUUUGUCUCCCUCUCCAUUGUAGGUAAAAUGGCACCUCUACUAAGCCUUCUCUGCAUUUUGUACCUGGUGAGUCCAGUUGUGGGCCAGGACAUGAUUUAUGAGGAAUAUGUGGCCCAGAUCCAGGCCUGCCCCAAGGAGUGCCGCUGCCCCCCGAACUUCCCUCGUGCUGUCUACUGUGACAACAAAGGCCUGAAGAGCAUCCCUAAAAUCCCCCCUUACACUUGGUAUCUGUACUUGCAGAACAAUCUCAUUGAAGCUCUGUCAGCAGAUUCACUGCGUAAUGCCACACAGCUGCGCUGGCUGAACCUAAACCGCAACAAUAUCACCAGUGAUGGAAUGGAAAAAGAUGCCCUAAAUGUCAUGUCUAAUCUGGUGCAUCUCUACAUGGAUGACAACCUCUUGUCCACCGUGCCGUCCCCCCUGCCAGCCAGCCUUGAACAUUUACGUCUCUCUCGCAAUCGUAUCUCUAAGAUCCCUGCUGGUGUCUUCAAUGGCCUGGAUAAACUGCACCUUUUGGACCUCCAGGGGAACAAGUUAAUGGAUGACGCUGUGACUGAGGUGAGCCUAAAGGGUCUAAAUAGCCUGGUGCAGAUAAACCUAGCCAAGAACCAGCUAAGCCGCAUGCCUCUUGGCUUACCACCUUCCACCACCCAGCUUUUUCUUGACGGCAACAAUAUUGAGAAGAUCCCAGCAGGGUAUUUCAAAGGUUUGCCAAAGGUGGCGUUCCUGAGGCUCAACCACAACAAGCUUGGCAGCAGUGGGAUUCCAAAGAAUGUGUUCAACGUCUCCAGCAUUUUGGACUUGCAGCUGGCCCACAACCAGCUGACUGAGGUCCCCCUUAUUCCCUCAGGCCUUGAGCAUCUUCACCUCAACCACAACAAAAUCACAAGUAAGUCUAUGACAUACUCCCGAAAUCCACAGCAGAUUUGUGCAGUAAUUUCAAUGCACCAGUGCAAUGCGGUUGUUUAUCACCUAGGGAUUGUGUAAAUCCAUUGUUAAUCCCUUAACAUCAACCAUCUUUGUGUUUUCACAGGUGUCAGUGGCUCCAAUGUAUGUCCUGUAGAUGUGGGAGAUGUGGACGACUCAGUCAACGACAGUGUUCCUCGACUGCGCUACCUCAGGCUGGAUGGCAAUGCAAUCAAGCCACCAAUUCCCAGGGAUGUCAUCCUGUGCUUCCGCCUCCUGAGGUCCAUUGUCAUCUAA
This is a messenger RNA of Xyrichtys novacula (pearly razorfish), 2581 nucleotides long. NCBI's taxonomy places the organism in Eukaryota, Metazoa, Chordata, Actinopteri, Labriformes, Labridae. The record is from the annotation of a GenBank genome assembly.